Drosophila eugracilis is the source of this 2840-nucleotide messenger RNA. RefSeq names its product CD81 antigen. The transcript is spliced from 5 exons. Lineage: Eukaryota; Metazoa; Arthropoda; Insecta; Diptera; Drosophilidae. Gene Ontology annotation, cellular component: membrane. The record is from RefSeq and is a predicted model, not a curated record. Bases 333 to 1139 code for a protein of 268 amino acids.
GGCCCAGUUAACGGUCGCACUGAUUCAAGAAUUUUACGUUGGACGGACGCUUCGAUGCACAAAUAAAAUUUUUAAAUAAAUCGGGUGCAACGGCCAAUCGCGCAAUCAGUGGCUUAAAUCAGCGAGUUUUUGUCCUGUAAAAUUAAAAAAAAAAAAAUCGAAAAAUAUAGUGCGACAAUCGAGUGUUUCCAAAUAAGUGUGCAAAGGCGGAAAAGUGCAGUCGAGACUGCAGUUCGGGGUUCCUUUGAAAAAGAGCAUCUAAAGUGGUUGAAAAACCAGUUAAAUCAAAUCCACUUUUAAAGGAGUUAUUCGUUGAAACAAUUUAAUCCGCCAUGGGUCUCAACGGCUGCUGUUCGUGCGUCAAAUAUCUGAUGGUCCUUAUAAACAUCUUAUUCUGGCUCAUUGGCCUGACCAUCGUGAUCACCUCCGUUUGGAUGCUGACAGAUCCUACAUUCAUACUGUCGAUGACACAAUCCUACAAUCAUUACCAUAUAGCCCUCUACGUUUUCCUUGCCAUCGGCAUAUUGAUCACAUUGGGCGCAUUCUUUGGCUGUUGCGGGGUUUGUCGAGAGUCGCAAUGUCUGCUGGUUUCGUUUUUCUGUGUUAUACUCAUCGUGAUGGUGGCACAGAUUGCAGCCGGAGCCUGGGCCUUCCACAACAAAGACAAGCUGGACGACAUCGUGCGGGCGGCAGUAAAGUCGUCGGUUCAGGAGGAGUAUGGUCAGUCAACAAUGAGUUCACGCACCGUCACCUACGAUGCUCUGCAAAAGAAUUUGAAAUGCUGCGGUGCCGAUGGACCUGGAGAUUGGGCCACAAGUCGUUUUAAUAAUGUAGAUCGCACAAAUAUUGUAGAGAUCGCUGUGUCUUCCAUGAAUGUCUUCUAUAACAUACCCGAGUCCUGUUGCAAGGAUAAUCUAAAGGAUAACGAAUGCGAGUUGUCACGAAGGCUGAAAUUCGGUGGCCCCUUAAACAAUGCUAUCUAUCAGCAGGGCUGCGUGGACAAAUUGAUUGAGAUCGUUUACGAGAAUUGGGUCACUAUCUUCGCCGUUACCGCAGCUGUCAUUCUGCUGGAGCUGCUGUCCCUGACCUUCGCCCUGAGCCUGUGCUGCGCGGUAAGGAACCAGCACUACAAGGCCUGAGAAUUACUGAACUCCCAUAGGGAAAUCACGGACGAUGAGAAGUACUAACAAACCAAAUCGAAACGGAGGCAUACCGAGCGUUAUUACUGAAGACGAGGUGCGAAUGGGGCGAGGCAUUUAGCGGCUAAGGCUAGCGAGAUAAUGCACGGUGUUCCCUGGUCAAUACUUUAACAACAACAACUGACAACAACACAAUUUUGUAGUACUUUUAACAACAACAAGACAAGCGAAAAACAACACGAUCAAGCUGAGCAAUUGUAUUUGAUGGGAUGUGACAACUUUUUGGAGUUUGUGGAAUGUUUUUUUAUCACAAUCCAAAGAGUCUUUGAGUCGACUUUAUAUGAACUUGAUAUGCCAGCAGAGCAGAAACAAACAACUCUUUUUUAACAAAAUAUUUCUACCACAAAAAGAAAAAAACGCAGACAGUAAACUCUACAUAUAUAUGUACGAAAAACAUAAGCAGCUCCAUAAUACUUAGCCUAGCGAGAAAGUUUCGAAUUCAUAGAUACAUACUAUAUAUUAAAUAUAUAGAUCCAAGCAUAAGCACAAAAGUAUAAUGUUAAAUGCCAAAACAAAUGAAAUAUUGUAAAAAAAAACGAAAAAGCAAUCAAAUUUCUUUUACAAUUGAUUUUCUCUCCAUACGAAUUUUGAAUCGAUUACCAAUUUGGUUUUUCUGCGACCAUUUUUGUAUGCUAAACACAAUGCCAAAAGAUAUAUGAAUUCAUAUAUACGUAUGUAUGUAAAAAAAGAAAAUGAUAACAGCAUUCCACAAGAAUGAGAAUGAUUGACAGAUUUUUGUUCUGGCUAAAACGCAUUGCCAUCCAAAGACCCAGCCCAAAAUAUAUAUUUUCAAAUCACUUCUUAACUUUGUGCAAAAUGUUGUGCUAAAUAUCGAAAACUAUUCAAUUCAUAGAGCUUCACGAAAUUAAAAUGCCAAAUAUUUUAUGUAUUUACAAAAUUGUAAUUUAAUUUAUUUACGACUUAUUUAUUUGAGCAUAAGCAAGGAGCAAAAACAAAAUGUUAGGAAAUUAUAAGUAAGUGUUGGCCAUUCUGUUGACAAGCAGCAUUUUGUAUAUUUAUAACUUGUACUAUCCAUCCCCAAGCAUCAAGUUGGUCAAUAUUAACUUACGUCUGUCUAAAACAGAUGUCGAUAUUUUUAUAACCUUGCAGGGGCUAUAGAAUUUUCGACCAAGGUGAUCAGUCUGUCAAUAAUUUAUGUAGAUCAAGUUGAAAAACUGAUAGUUUCUGUGGAUAGGCUUAGAAGUUUGUCAAAAACAUUUAAAUGAUAAUAAUAAGCCUAUUUUGUAAGAUCUGCAAGGUUAUAUUAAAAUGGUUUUAAUUAACUCUUGGCCAUUCUGUUGACCUUUUUCAUCCCACACACUUGAAACUCGAAUUUUGUCGAAUCCAAUUUACCUGCAUCGAUAGAAAUUAUUAUUUUGGCCACUAUUUAUAUGGGAAACCAUCAAGGAAAUCAGCACAAAAUGUUAAAUGAAAAGUACACACGAAAGAAACAAAAAGUCUCUAUAUUUACAUUGUAUUUUUACCAUACACCAUAAACUAAUUAAAGGAUACAUAUAUUUUUUGUAACAUUUUCAUUUUAUUGUUGUUAUAUGUGAAUUUUGUUGUUAGUUAAGCGUAGCCUGAACGUCACACUUUGUACCCCUUCACAACGUUUUAAUAAAUCAAAUCUACAAAAACCAA